Portunus trituberculatus (swimming crab) is the source of this 1144-nucleotide messenger RNA. RefSeq names its product oplophorus-luciferin 2-monooxygenase non-catalytic subunit-like. The record is from RefSeq and is a predicted model, not a curated record. The transcript is spliced from 4 exons. Lineage: Eukaryota; Metazoa; Arthropoda; Malacostraca; Decapoda; Portunidae. The coding region runs from base 206 to 568 and encodes 120 amino acids.
GUUCCAUUCUCUCCCGCCUCUCUCUUCUACGUCUCUCAAGGUAAUCGAUCUUUCCUCAAACUCCAUCUCGCACCUCUCGCCUGAUGUCUUCAGUAACCUCACCGCUGUCCACUCCAUUAGCCUGCAUGCGAACCACCUGACGGAGAUCACGCAGGGCACCUUCACCAACAUCCCGCGUCUCUCUGCGCUCUAUCUCUCCGGAAACAUGAUCAGCUCCUUGUCUCGCCUCACCUUCGCCUUGACUGCCAUGCAGGACAUCCCCGCCUAUCUGACCUUCUACGACAACAACAUUGACUCCGUGGAGGUGGACACCUUCAAGGGUGUGCAAGCACCUUCCCACAUUGCUAUGGAUGGCAACGACCUGACCACGCUGCAGGAGGCGGUGUGGCAGCCCGUGCUGGCGAGGGGCGUCACGGUGGGGCUUGAAGGAAAUCCUCUCUCCUGUGGCUGCGACAUCGCCUGGCUGGUGAGGGACCCGACGCUCCUGACGGGGACACAGGGUGCUCGCUGCGCUGACGGGAGGCUGCUGACUGAUCUAGACCCCGCUGACUUCGAUAUAUGCGGAUGAGUGAAGCGUCUGGCGUUCGUUAUAAGAGGGGUGUAUAGCGUAAUGGUUGGUGAUUGGGUGAUGGUCAUUGCUGUGUAAAGUAAAGCAAAAUGAAUAACUAAAAAGAAAAUUUGAAAUAACUUAACUUAAUUACACACACACACACACACACACACACACACCACCACCACCACCACCACCGCUACCACCAGCCAAAAAAAAAAAAAAUGAAAACUCUAUAACACAACCAGAUGAGACUGUCCUUACCCUCUUCCCUCACUCUCCCCUCUCCCCUCACUCUUUCCUCUCACUCUCCCCCUCUCCCCUUACUCUCCCCUCUCACUGCCCCCCCUCUCAAGUGGAGCCUCGUCAAUUUGAUAGUUACGACAUUUUGGUGGGCGACGACACGUGGAGGGGAGAGGGGAGGAAGAGGAGGGGAGAGGGGAGAGGGGGACACGACACAGCGGCGCCAGUGCCAUCUAGGGAGUGACGGCAGCGAUCCUCCCUCAGUUGCCAAUUACUCAUGUCUAGGGUGAAGAGGUCAGGGCUUGUCUCUCUCUCUCUCUCUCUCUCUCUCUCUCUCUCUCUUCCGUGUCU